AGAUAACUCUAACUACUUAAGAAGGGCGGGUCGUGUAGGUUCGCAACAGCACCAGUUUGAUAGUUGUUUGCCAUGUUCUCUGUCUUUAGGCUACUUGUAGAUUGGUGGCACAAUUUGGCCUUAUGGACCCUCUUCACGCUUACAAAGACGAUAGAACGUGUCAUACUAUAUGGUGCGUUCGCCUCAUUUUUAGCAUGGCUUGCAGUUGUGUUUUAUGCCACUUUUUACCACAUCUACGUGCCAUCUGCAUCUCUGGCACGAUCAGCACACUUCAAGUUUAGAGUUUGUCCAUCUGGAGUUGGCAUGUGUUCCUUUCCCAUGGCAAAUGUCACACUGUCUGAGGAGGGAAGGGCAGAGGUUCUGGGCAGAGGUCAGCAGUAUCGCAUUUCCUUUGAUCUGGAAGUUCCUGAUUCAAUGACAAACAGAGAUUUAGGUACAUUUAUGAUCAUCAUGAGAGUGUAUGACAGAUUUGGCAACAUCAUACAAGAAUCAUCUAGGGCAACAGCUUUGCGUUACCAGUCUAACCUGCUGCAGACCAUACAGACAGUGUCUUUGUCUCCCCUCUAUUUACUUGGUUUCUUCGAACAGAAACAAAUCCUGAGCAUAGAACUCUUUGAUAAAUUUUGGGAUGAUGUGUACCAUCCAGCAGUAGGAGCACUGGUCGAAAUCCAUAGCAGGCAACUGGAAUUUUAUUCUGGUCAACUUAAGUUCCAUGCUGUGUACAAGGGUCUAAGAUAUUACCUCUUUUUCUGGCCAUUCACAAGUGCUUUAAUAGGAAUAACCUUCAAUUUUUUGUGGCUGUCUUUGGUAUCACUACUUUCCUGGUAUAAGAUUAACACACAGAACACACAAAUGCUGGAGGAGCCUGAGAAGCAGGAACUAACAUAUCAAGCAAGGAAGGAGCGUUUAGGCGUUCUACUGAAAGAGGACAAAAAAUCGGAAAAGGAUAUGCAGAAAGGUUACAUUCAGCAGUUUACAAUGACACCUACUUCAAGACCAGCUAAAACUGUAGGUAAAAUGUCUUUAAAUUUUAAGGAAUCAGAAGAUUCACCUGGGGAAGAUUUUUACAAGGUAGAAGAUUCUGUGCAAGAAGUGGACAAAGAACAAACCUUUCAGCUUCGACAAAGAUAUUCUUUUGAUGAAGUGCAAAGUAUUGCUGAGAACAUAAAGAGCCAUACCAAGAUCCAGCCAAAGAUUGGUAUAGUUUGUGGCUCAGGGCUAGGAGAUUUAGCUAACCAUGUAACUAAUUCUGAUACCAUCUGCUAUUCUCAAAUUCCCAAGUUUCCUGUUAGCACAGUUCCUGGACAUGAUGGAAAGCUAGUAUUUGGGUUGCUGGGGGGCAAGCCAGUAGUGUUGAUGAGAGGACGUAUUCACUACUAUGAGGGUCAUCCAAUGUGGCGAGUUGCCGUCCCAGUUCGUAUAAUGAAGGCGCUGGGUAUCACAACUGUGAUUCUCACUAAUGCUGCUGGUGGGCUGAACCCCGAAUAUAAGACAGGGGACAUCAUGAUCAUCAAGGAUCACAUUGACCUUCCUGGUCUCACUGGAGAGUGUGUUCUUAUUGGCAAAAAUGAUGAAAGAUUUGGUCCACGAUUUCCAGCAACAGUAAAUACAUAUGAUCAGAGCCUGCAAGACUUAGCUAAAACCAUUGCCGAGAAACUUGGCUAUGCCAAAAUUUUACGACAGGGAACAUAUGUCAUGGUUGGAGGCCCCACAUUUGAAACUGUUGCAGAAUCUCGUUUGCUUCGACUGUUUGGAGCUGAUGCAGUUGGUAUGAGCACAGUGCCAGAAGCAAUUGUAGCCAGACAUUGUGGUCUGCGAGUCUUUGGCAUUUCCCUUAUUACUGAUAUGUGCCCACAAGAUUAUAAUGUUUCUCGGGCUACAACCCAUGAAGAAGUAUUACUAGUAGGGGAGAGGCGAGCCAAAGAUCUCCAGAAACUUGUAACUUCUUUAGUAGAACAGAUGAAUGAUUAAAAUCAAAGCACAACAUAAGCUUUGUAGCAACUUCUGAGCAAUGGGCUGACCUGUUCUUCCUAAUAAUUGUCUGCCUUUAGUGCAUCCCCAGAGAGCUUUUUGAUUAUUUUUCUUAUUUAUUGUGUUAAAGAAUAAUCAAGAACAAUUCUUAAAUAAAACUGGCUAGACAGAGUAAGAAGUAUUAUUGAAAAAAAUGAAUUUAAAUGUUGUUCAACAGAAUGUUGACCUUGUUGUGAUGAUUAAAUUUAAAGUUAUUGAGAGGAUAUAAUGUUCAAGAUUUAACACCUAAAAGUUCUCAGGUUCAAGGCUAUCUGUGACUGAAAAAUCACACUGUCCUUAAAGUAGGAUACCUAAUCUGUAAAAGGAGGUAAAGGGGUUGGAAGGAGAGGGUUAAGCUUCUCUCUCCUCAUGAUGUGCCCUUUAAAGACAAGGGUAAUCCAUAAGAGUUGACUGAGCCUACAGCUGCAAAGCUAUGGGACUUAUUCCUUUUUCCGUAAGACGUAUCUCAUAAAUUUACCUUUACACACAUUUUUAGAUAUUUGUCACAAAGCAUUUGAGUAAAAUUUGCUCAAAAUCAGUAUUAAUUGAGAAAGUGAGUGGAGAUCUUCUGUGGAAGCACUGAAGUUAGCAUCCUAACAAAGAACAAGUGAACAGUUUUAUUUGGUUAACAGAGAGAAUAUGACAACACACUUUUUAUAUGUAUGUGCUUUAAGCCCCUGCUACCUCUUUGCUUUAGACUUUGCUAUAAUUAUAUUUUUUUCCAUUUACUAAAAAAAAACUUGUGUAUGCUUC
Molecule: messenger RNA, 2763 nt
Organism: Pomacea canaliculata
Lineage: Eukaryota; Metazoa; Mollusca; Gastropoda; Architaenioglossa; Ampullariidae
Exons: 13
Coding region: 73-1971 (632 amino acids)
Biological process (GO): nucleoside metabolic process; lipid storage
Cellular component (GO): cytoplasm
Molecular function (GO): purine-nucleoside phosphorylase activity
Source: RefSeq, a predicted model, not a curated record